Molecule: messenger RNA, 10263 nt
Organism: Octopus bimaculoides (California two-spot octopus)
Lineage: Eukaryota; Metazoa; Mollusca; Cephalopoda; Octopoda; Octopodidae
Product: histone lysine acetyltransferase CREBBP
Biological process (GO): positive regulation of transcription by RNA polymerase II
Cellular component (GO): transcription regulator complex; histone acetyltransferase complex
Molecular function (GO): zinc ion binding; histone acetyltransferase activity; protein binding
Source: RefSeq, a predicted model, not a curated record
UUACCAUCAACAGCAGCAGCACAACUAGCAGCAGCAGUCUAACCGAGAACUUGUUCAAGAGAAUCCCCCUCACUUUGUAUCUGAGAAUAGACGAUAAUUCUAACCAAUAUUUAGGGGUGCGAGUAAAUAUUGCACUUCAUUCAUAUCCGAACAUCUUACGAUUGAAAUAAGUGCAAUUACAAACGGAGAUAAGAAAACUGAAGUUGAAAUAUUUAAAAAUAUUGUCAAAUUUAAAGCUUGGAAAAAGGCCGACUACUACAAUUGCGACGCUACCUACCACACCAUUAACAGUAGUUAAUACCCAACAUUCAGUAUUCGAGAUUUUUCGGUAUUGUCCGUGAUGAACUCACUCAUGUGUACUAUGUGACAGUCGACCAAUAAUAAUCGAGUGCGAUCGUCACAUGGUAAAACGAAUAUAUGAAUAAUUUUUCUCCGUAACACGAGAUCGAACUCGGAAGUUUCCGUUGUUUUCUGACAAGCUGAAACUUUCAACAGCGGCCAUCUUGCGUAAAAUUUUCAGUUGUCGGAACAAUUUGGAAUUUUCGCAGAAUUCAAAUAGUAAAUUCUACGACCUUGUCCUACUGGUUGUCAUUGGAUAGUUAAUAUCUCUAUUCAGACUCUAUAUCGGAUUUAGAAAUAGAUUAUAUGAAAUCAUUGUGAGUUUAGAACAUGAAUUGUAUAUUAACGGCUUUGUGCCCGAAGAUUUAUAUCGAGCACCAUGAAGGGAUUGGAUUUUAGUCCCUUGAAAUAAUGAUCACCAUCACUGGAGCCAUGGCUGUGGACGGUUUUGCAGCCUCUAAACCGCCAUUGCAGUUAAAGGAUUAUUACAUGGAACGAAAAGCUUGAGGUCGUUGCAAAACUGGAAGUGCAAUAGUUUAUAUUAUAUAUAGGGGAGUAUAAAAUGGCCGACCCCCAGGUUGUAGAAGGCCCUCCAGCCAAGAGACCAAAGCUUGCGUCACCUGCUUUACCAAGUGACAGUGGAGAUGCAUUUAUGACUGAAUUCGAUUUAAACGAAGCGCUACCAGAUGAGUUAAUGUCUACAAAUAACUCGGCAAGUGAUGGGUCCCACAAUGGAACAAAUGAUUCUCAGGUUCCAUCCGGUCAAGAUACCAGUUCGCAAAGGCACCCACACCAACAGUUAUCUCAUCUUCUACAGCCUACUUCUGUUUCAACACACUCUGGAAAUAACAUUUCUAGUCCUCAAAACCCUCAGAAUCAAGGGGGUACUGGACCACCUAGUAGAAACCAGAUGAUUGCUAACAUCAAUUCUAGUCCGAGUAUAAACAACACUGUAAAAAGUCCAUUAUCUGGCAAUUUGUCUUCACCACCCCACUUAAGCAAAGCAGGAGCAGCUUCAAUCCAUAGCACCGAUUUACCAUUGACCAGCAGUAGCUCAUCUUUUUCAUCAAGUAAUAAUGUUAUAAGCAAUCUUAUUAUUGAAAAUGUUGGCAACACCCACUUAGGACCUCCAGGAGUUGGUAUGAAGCCGGUAACUCCACAAAGUGCUUCUACUCAAAGUACUGUCAGUAAUUCUCAGAGCCCACACCAUAGUCAGCUUCUAAACGGACCACAUUACUCACCUAUGACGGCAGCAGGGCCAGCACGGAAUUCUACAUCCAAUUUAGCUGCUGGAGGCCUGGCCAUCUCUCAGAACAAUGUUAUCAGCACGAAUACAUUGAGUACACAUAUACCGUUGUCAUCUCAUUCUGUUGGACACCCAGCAUUAACUGCUGCAGGUCAGACGCCAAUGAUAAAGCUCUAUUCCCAGUCUCUUCAAAUUUCUUCUCAGCUAAGCGGAUUGCUUACUGAAUCUCAGACCAUACCAAUUCAGCAAACAGCUGUUCAAGCACAGUCUCAGAGUCAUCAACCAAUUGCUGCACCACAAACUCUUCCAACUCUUCCUUCAACAAGCCAACAGCAAGCAGUCACACUGCCACAACAACACCAGCAGCAAGUCCAGUUACAACAAUCCAUGCCUCUACAAUCACAACAGCAAGCUAUGCAACCACAGCAACCUCCAUCACAACAGCAACAACAGCAACAAACAGUGCAACAACCACCACAAGUUUCUCAACAAUCUCAACAGCUGAACUCCUUACAGUCUCAAUCUCAACAACAGUCCCAACCACAAAAGCCACCUACACCACAAGCCCAGCCACAGCAACAACACACUCCUAAACAACAACCUUUAUCACAACCUUCAACACCACAGUCAAAUACACCUCAAAAAGUCUUGCCUCCUGUUCAGCAAGGAGGUACUGGACAAAAAGCUCUUACUCCACAAAUGCCUCAACCUUUAACACCGAAGCAGCAGCAGGUUCAACAAUCAAACCAGUCCAUGCCUGAAGUUAUGUCAAAAGGAAAACAAUUACCUGAUUCUGUUGACCAUCCCUUACCAGAGUUAAAAGUGAAACAAGAAUCAGGAUUGUGCUUGUCUGAAGCCUUGUCAACAGUAACUACAACUACAAUUACAACUACAAGUGUAUCUUCAGUGAUGACAGCUACUACAACAGCAACUAAUACAACUGUUACUCCUGCUGAAAUUAAGACUGAAAUCAAACCCCCCAUUAAAUAUGAAUUCAUGAAAGAAGAGUUUAUUAAAGAUGAGGAAAUAAUCAAAUCAGAGUAUCCAAAGCAAGAUAUUAAACUAGAACUAUCAGAUAUGAAAUCUGAACUUAGAGCUGACAUAAAAGAUGAGCCAUUGACUUUACCUCAGGUAAAAGAAGAGCCUAUUGAAACCACAAAUCAGCAGCAGAGUCCUGAGUCUACGACUAGUGGAAAUCCUGAAAAUAUAAAUGGUGGAGACACAAAAGCUAAUGCCCUUGGAGGUCCAUUAGCACCAACCACUCCAGGAUCUUCAACUCCUCCUAAAUCCAAAAAAGUUUUCAAACCAGAUGAACUGAGGCAGGCAUUAAUGCCAACAUUAGAGAAACUUUAUCGACAAGAUCCAGAAUCUUUACCCUUCAGACAGCCUGUUGAUCCCAGUCUUUUGCAGAUUCCAGAUUAUUUUAUGAUAAUUAAGAAGCCCAUGGACCUCUCCACUAUAAAAAGAAAGCUUGAUACAGGACAGUACCAAGACCCAUGGCAGUAUGUUGAAGAUGUUUGGCUCAUGUUUGAUAAUGCAUGGCUGUAUAAUAGAAAAACAUCAAGAGUUUAUAAAUACUGCUCAAAGUUAGCUGAAGUUUUUGAGGGUGAGAUUGAUCAGGUGAUGCAAUCCCUUGGCUAUUGUUGUGGCCGGAAAUUUGUUUUUAGUCCACAAGUGCUUUGUUGUUAUGGAAAACAAUUGUGUACCAUUCCAAGGGAUGCUGUGUAUUAUAGCUAUCAAAAUAGAUAUGUAUAUUGUGAAAAAUGCUUUCAAGAAAUCCAAGGAGAGGAAGUGGAAUUAGCAGAUGAUCCAUCCCAGCCUGUUACGAAUCUCACAGAGCUCUUAGGAUCGUGUACUUUCAAGUCACGGACAGUCACUACAAGGCGGAUACAAAAGGAUGCAUUCUCUAAAAUGAAGAAUGAUCAGUUGGAUUUGGAACCGUUUGUUGAAUGUUUAGAAUGUGGACGGAAACUUCAUCAAAUCUGUGCUUUAUAUUUUGAACCCCUAUGGCCAAAUGGGUUUUAUUGUGAUAACUGUUGUAAGACAAAAGGUAAACAGGGUAAAAAGGAAGGCAAAUAUACUUGCAAACGUCUCCCGAAUACAAAACUUGGAAUAUAUCUAGAGAAUCGUGUAAAUAAUUUCCUUAAAAAUAAAGAUGCUGGUGCUGGAGAAGUUACUAUCAGAGUUUUGUCAAGUUCUGAUAAAACAGUUGAGGUGAAACAAGGAAUGAAAAGCAGAUUUGGAGAUGAAAUGCCAGAUAGUUUUCCAUACAGAGCAAAAGCAAUGUUUGCUUUUGAAGAAAUAGAUAAUGUAGAUGUGUGUUUUUUUGGGAUGCAUGUACAAGAAUAUGGCUCAGAUUGUAAUCAGCCAAACACAAGACGUGUGUAUAUAUCAUAUUUGGAUAGCGUUCACUUUUUCCAACCAAGAUCUCUCAGGACGGCUGUUUAUCAUGAAAUUCUAAUUGCUUAUUUGGAAUAUGUUAGGCGAUUAGGAUACACAAUGGCUCACAUUUGGGCUUGUCCCCCUAGUGAAGGAGAUGAUUACAUUUUUCACUGCCAUCCUCCGGAACAAAAGAUCCCUAAACCAAAACGGCUUCAAGAGUGGUAUAAAAAGAUGUUGGAUAAGGCUAUAAUAGAGCGUGUUGUGAUUGAUUAUAAGGACAUUUUAAAAGAUGCAGUAGAAAACAACCUUACAAGUGCAACUGAGAUGCCAUAUUUUGAAGGAGAUUUUUGGCCUAAUGUUCUGGAGGAGAGCAUCAAAGAGCUGGACCAAGAAGAAGAAGAAAAACGUAAAAGAGAGGAAGCUGAAGCUGCUGCAGCUGAAGAAGCUGCUGAACAGGGUGAUGGAGAAGAAGCCGGCCAAGUAUGUUCAUCAUCGUUUCAGAAUGGCCAGGGCAAAAAGAAGGGCCAGAAAAGUGGUCGCAAUAAAAAAGCCAAUAAAAAUAAAAGCAACCAACGGAAAAAUAAUAAGAAAACAAAUCUUCCUCAUGGUGGAAAUGAUCUCUCAGCAAAGUUAUAUUCCACUAUGGAAAAACACAAAGAAGUCUUUUUUGUCAUCCGUCUUCACUCAGUGCAGUCAGCAGGGAGCUUACCCCAUAUUGAAGACCCAGAUCCCUUAAUUUCUUGUGAUUUAAUGGAUGGUCGGGAUGCAUUUCUCACUAUUGCUAGGGAAAAACAUUAUGAAUUUUCUUCUUUACGAAGAGCCAAAUAUUCAUCAAUGGCUUUACUUUAUGAACUGCAUAAUCAGGGAAGAGACAGCUUUGCCUAUAAUUGUAAUCACUGCAAGUCUCUUGUUGAAACACGGUACCAUUGUUCACAGUGUGAUGAUUUUGAUCUUUGUGUUCCUUGUUAUGAAAAAGAAGGUCAUCCUCAUAAAAUGGAUAAACUUGGAUUUGACCUUGAUGAUGGAGCUACUUCAGCAGAAAAGCAAGAAAAUCCUCAGGAAUGUCGACGGCAGUCUGUUCAAAGAUGUAUUCAGUCUAUUAUUCAUGCAUAUCAGUGUAGAGAUGCUAAUUGUAGACUGGCAAAUUGUCAGAGAAUGAAACGUGUUGUAGCACACACAAAAAUAUGUAAACGGAAAACUACUGGUGGUUGUCCCAUUUGCAAACAGUUGCUAGCACUUUGCUGCUACCAUGCAAAACAUUGUACAGAAAAUAAAUGCCCGGCUCCAUUCUGUUUCCAAAUUAAACAUAAAUUAACGCAGCAGCAAUUACAACAAAGACUGCAACAAGCACGAAUGAUUAGGCGGCGCAUGGAAACUAUGUCUCAACGGAACUCUAAUAAUAGUAAUGUUCAGCCUAUGCCUCAGCAGCCACAAAUACCUCCUUUUGGGGGGAAACCUCAGGGGCCACCCCCAGGUGCUAUGCAAGCUGCUCGUCAGGCUCAAGAAGCUGCACAGCGACAAGCUGUUUCUUUAGGUAAGCCAUCAGGACCUAUUAAUAAUUUACCACCACAGGCGAAAAUGCAGGCUAUGCAACCAAAACCAAUGAACCCCAUGCCACAAUCUGUACAGGGUGCCAUGGUGCAACCAUGGCAAAAUUAUUCAAGUCAACAAGGUCCUCCACCACAACCACCACCACAACCACGUCAAAUGCCACCUCAGAGAAUGCCAAUGCAACAGCCACAACAACUUGGUGCUCCUAUAAACCCUGGUAUGAAUCAAAUUCAAUCAAAAGCUUCUAUGCAGCAGUUAAUGCAAGUAUUGAAAACCCCGCAAUCACCACAACAACAAACUCAGAUUUUAAAUAUUUUAAAAUCAAAUCCAAGUUUAAUGGCAAUUUUUCUUAAAAAUAAAGAUCAACAACAGCAGCAACAGCAACAACAGCAACAACAACAGCAACAGCAGCAGCAGCAACAGCAGCAGCAACAGCAACAGCAGAUGCCUAAUAUGCAAAGUCUCCAACAACCAGGAGGGCAACAACUUCCAUCACAGCAGCAACAAUUAUGGUAUUCUAAAAUGAGUCCAGUUAUACCUAGACAACAACAGAUUACUCCAUUUCAACAGCCACAACCACAGCCCCAAUUUACACAACGAACAAGAAUGAAUUUUCCUCAGCAAGGAGUUCAAGGAGAUGGUUCCCAGCAUAUGGCUCAGUUCCAACAGCAACAAAUGAUGCAACAGGUUCAACAGCAUCAACAACAAAUAAAACAGCAUCUCUCUGGUGGACAACCUGUUAGUCCACAACAGAUGCUUGCUCAUCAGACUGCUCCUUCUCCACAACAAAUUAUGCAACAAGUUCGUUCACCUCCAACUUCCACAUUACCACAAACUGUCCGUUCACCACAACCUACUCAAUCUCCACGGCAGCAACCCAUUCCUUCACCUAGACAGUCUCAACAAUCACAUCAUAUACCUCCUACUACUCAUUCACCACAUUCGGUUGUGGCUGGACAAGCCACUACACCAGAUCCUAAUCAAAUUCAUUCAGAUCAGGUCAUGCUUCCACAAUUACAAACUCAUGGUAAUGUUUCACAGUUAAAAAGCCCUAGUUCUUCAGAUUUAUCACAUGGACAAGACUCUGAAGUUGCUUCAAUAAAUCCAGACUCUUUAAAAUUGGUUGAAAAGGUGUAGUGAAGACUGAAAACAAAGUAAAGGGGGCAAACCAAGUGAUCUGUAUAAAACCCAUUAUAGAGAAUGGUCAUUGACGUUAUAUUUUGUCUGUUUUUUCCAGAACAAAAGUGAAAAUUUUUCAGAGGAAGAGAUGUUUAUUUUAUACAUAAAAAUUGUAGGUAGCAAUUGAAUUAACUUCUAUCACAUUACCAAUGGACAAGAAUUUAUCUAAUUAUAAACUGUACACAAUAAUUUGUAUAGGUAGUUCAUGGAAAGUCUGUCAUCCUUUGCAUUGCAAAUGUGCCUAGUUCUUCCUCUGGUAGAUAGUUGAACCAAUAUCCUUUGUUUAGGUGUUACUGUUUUAGGAUUCAACAUUCAUUUCAAGAAAAGGUUAAUCAAAUCAGUGUGCAUAAACCUAAUGACCUAUAUUGUUAUUUCCACAGAACAUUUUUAUUCGAAUUCAAUUCACAGAAUGAAUUGUUGUAUGGACACACAUUUUUAACUUAAUGAUAUACUAAUAUCUUUAUAAAUGUGUGCACCUUUCCUAUUUCAAAGGCUUAUGUUCAAGUGAGUUCUAUGUGAGAUAGGUGUGAACUGACGACAGAACAAGAUUGCUUGAUGCCCUGUUUCUAAGUUGAUUCACUGUGCUUCAACAUUAUUGUUGCAGUUAACAUAUCAAUGAAAAGCUACCUUUUGAGAAGUGAUCACCAUUGCUCAUUUGUAAAAUAGAUAUGCUCAUUAAACCCACCUCAAUUUUAAAAUAUUAGAAAAGGCAUAAGACUAAUCAUUAUCCUUUGUGCUGGUAAAAUUUCUAUCAGUUUGAACAAUUAUUGAAUCCAUUUUUAAUUGCAUUUAUGUGUUAUUUUACAGACUUACAUAAUUGUCCAUACUAGACAAAUAACAUACAUUACCAAAACCGAAAAAAAAAACCUGAAAAUUAAAAAAAGAAAAUUAUAUUAAUUUUUUUUCCUUCCCCUUAGAAAGCUCACAUUGUAGUCAAGUCCAGUCAAAUACAGACUUGAUAAGCUUGACUGCUGCACUUUUAUCCAUUCUAGAGGAUUAAGCUAUCAUGGCAUAGCUGCCAUGCUUUCUGUAACAGCAAUUUUGUUGAAGUCUUUAUAAAUUAAAUAACUGAUACUGUUAUUGUUCAUGUAGAUGUGUCCUUGAAUGUUUUGUGCUGUUUUGCCAGAAAGUAUUAGAAAAGCAAGUUUUUCUUGCAUUCUAAACUCUGAAAAUUUAUUGAAUCUUAUUUCAGAGUCCUCAUUCAAAACUCUAUUUGUAAGAUAAUUGUUGAUAACUUUUAAAAUACGCUCCUGUUGUACUAUAGACAUUUCACACAAAAAAAAAAAAAAAAUGGCUUUCGGAAAACAGUUUGAUAAAAUAUUUGCAAAUCACAAUUGUGUUUGUAUAACUAUGUGCACUAUGAUUUCAUUUAUAUGAAACCUAAGCAUCAUGCAAUUUGAAGUGAGCAUUUAUUUUAGUAUGUGAAAAAAAAAAUGGGAAAAGAAAAAGAAAAUUCUGUGGACACUGCCAAACGAAUUCCAUGAAGCAAGAAUUAGUGUCUUUUCAAUGAGGGUAAGAUUCCAUUUUAAAGAUUAAGAGUUAUUGAUUUUAUAAGAUUAUGGAAGAAUUAUUCAAGUGUAAAAUAUUCGCGCACACAUACACAUACAGAAGAGGAAAAGCUGAUUUGAUAAAAAAAAAAUUGCUUUACUAUUAAAGAAGGAAGUCAGAUUAAACUAUUUGUUGAUAAAUAGUUUGAAAUGUCAUUCUGAUUGUCAACAAUCCUUAUUUAUUGUCCCAUAUUUAUUUUAAGUAUUUGUACCAGCUUAAUAAGCAUUAGUCUUUGGAAUUUUUCAGUGAUUUUCUUUAUCAGCUUUUAGCAAUUUUUAAUUCUUUUAUUUUGUCCAGAUCUACUCUGUAAUAAUAAUUUUUAUGUAACCACACUAUAUGCAAGGUAUUUAAGAUAUAAGUGCUAAAAACCUAACUGAAGAACCUCUAUGAGUGGGAGCUGGAGAGAGAGAGAGAGAGAGAGAAAGAAAAAUUGUGAAUGUGUCUGAUAUCUAAGAGGCUUUGUGGUUUAUUAAAUGUUGCACUCUUUCAAAUAUCUAGUUGUGUGUGUGUAUGUGUGUGUGUGUAUAUAUAUAUAUGUGUGUGUGUAUAUAUAUAUAUAUAUAUAUAUAUAUAUAUAUAUAUGUAUAUAUAUAUAAAUAAUCUUUUAAUUAAAAUUUAUUAGAAUACUUUAUUCAGAUUUCUCUUUUUAAAUAAUUCUGCUCUUAGCACAGGCAUCUAUUUGUAACUGAAUAUUUCUAACUAACCUUAAAUUACAAAUUUUUAAACAUCUAUUUUAGGAAAUUGUUAUCUAAAACAUUUAUUUACUUGAAUUUUUAUGUUGCUUGACAGUUUUUUCUAGAAAUUUUUAAUAGCCCAAAUCUGGAUUAUAAAUUGUUAAGCAUAGGAUAAGAAAUUUUUAUAUUCUGGACUCAAUUCAGUCAUAAUUUUAAGAAUACAGUGUUGUCUUCAAGAAAAGUAUGUUAAUGUUGAUGAAAUUGUCUUAAUUGAAAUCCAGUUUUUGGUAUUUUUUUUUCUCUUUUUCUCUUUUUUUUUAAAUUUAAAAUUUUUUUUCUUUCCUCAUUGAAAUAUAAAUCAUUUAUUUGGAUGUCGCAAGCCAGCAAAGGAAGUUAAUGCAUUAACUCUGCAAAUCUGUUUCAAGUUGGCAUUGUGUUAAUAUCAUGUUGCAACUUUUAAUGGACCUGUCUCCCGAAAAUUGCAUUUUCUCCCUAUUUUAACAAACUACUUUUUGCACACACACACACACAAACACACACACACACACACAUUCAUUCUUGUGUGUUUAUGUCGAUUGAGUUCACUGCACUAUACAGAGAAUUGCUUGGAUCAUUCAAUAUGUUUUUUGAAGAUUUGUUGCAAAAUGCAUUGAUGAAAGACAACUAUAUAACUAUUCAGUACAGAUGAUGCCAUAGCUAGAGAAAUAUUUUCAUUCAAUUUUUCUUGUCAUGCUGUUGCUUCUGUUGAAUUCAAAAUUUGGCAAACAUCCUAGCAAUCUCACUAUUUAAUAUAUCAAAAAAAUAUAUUUUUAAAAAAAAAAUCCUAAAAAAUUAAUAAAAUGUAUUUAAAAUACUUAUCAAAUAGUAUUUAUUGCUAAUUAGAUAACACUUCCACUUAGUUGGUGAUGGUUGAAUGGAAAAAAAAUUUAAUAUUUUCAUUUCAAUGAAAAUUAAAUUUGAAAUUUUUGGAUUUAUUUAUUCAAUUUUAUGUAUACACAAUGUAUACAUGUACAUGUAGGUGGGUUCUAUUUCCCACUUGCAUUCAAAAGAUAUUUACACCUACCCAUUCCCCCAAAAUAUGUCCUAUAUUCUAGUAAGUGGUAUGUCAAAAAUUCAGUAACUUGGGGCGGAUUAUUGAUAUGUGCAUUUGAGCUGUUAUGGAAAGGGUCCUCUGAAUAAAUGUGAGAUAGGGUGCUGGCUGAACCAUUGAAGACAACUUAAGUGCCAUUCUCAUUUGCUGAAAUGGAAACAAAACAUGAAUGACUGAAGGAAUGUUUUAUUUUUACCAAUCUUGCUGCAUUGGUCACCAUUCCCUUAUUGAAUAAAUUAUUAAAAUAUGUUAAA